Suricata suricatta (meerkat) is the source of this 1417-nucleotide messenger RNA. It is a transcript of the gene EMX1, whose product is annotated as empty spiracles homeobox 1. NCBI's taxonomy places the organism in Eukaryota, Metazoa, Chordata, Mammalia, Carnivora, Herpestidae. The record is from RefSeq and is a predicted model, not a curated record. Gene Ontology annotation, biological process: brain development; central nervous system development; regulation of DNA-templated transcription. The transcript has 8 exons. Bases 1 to 1014 code for a protein of 337 amino acids. Gene Ontology annotation, molecular function: DNA-binding transcription factor activity, RNA polymerase II-specific; DNA binding.
AUGGUCAGCUGCGGGUGGGAGUACUUGGCAGAGAUUGGGCAGAAAAAGCAACAAGAGGAAGAGGCCCUAAAAGGAGCAGAAAUAGAGGAAACCAGGCGGGCAGCCCUGACCGACCCCGGCGGCGGCGAGGACGGGGAAAGCGCUGCGGUCCCCUCCUCGCAGUGCGCUGGCAGGGUCCGGGUCCCAGCCUCCCCACCACAGCCCAGCGCCCUCCUAGGCCUCCGUGCGGGAAUGAUUGCAAGAAAUGGAAACCUGACGGAGCAGAGUCGUCCACUGCUCCGCGGUCGCAGGUGGAAGGGUCGACUGCUUGGCGAGCUUCAAGUUAAGGCUCGAGGCGCUGGCGUGGCCCGCCUGCACCUGAGCCGCAUGACCAGAGAAGGCGAGAAAAGCAGAUCGUCCUCUGCUGAGGCCCGCCGUCCCGGGCCCGCCGCCGCUGCCGCCGCCGCCGCCGCCGCGGGCGCCGGCCGCUCGCUUUACGGUGGGCCCGAGCUUGUGUUCCCCGAGGCCAUGAACCACCCCGCGCUGACCGUGCACCCGGCGCACCAGCUGGGCGCCUCCCCGCUGCAGCCCCCGCACUCCUUCUUCGGCGCCCAGCACCGGGACCCUCUGCACUUCUACCCCUGGGUCCUGCGGAACCGCUUCUUCGGCCACCGCUUCCAGGCCAGCGACGUGCCCCAGGACGGGCUGCUUCUGCACGGCCCCUUCGCUCGCAAGCCCAAGCGGAUCCGCACGGCCUUCUCGCCCUCGCAGCUGCUGCGGCUGGAGCGCGCCUUCGAAAAGAACCACUACGUGGUGGGCGCCGAGCGGAAGCAGCUGGCCGGCAGCCUCAGCCUUUCCGAGACGCAGGUGAAGGUGUGGUUCCAGAACCGGAGGACAAAGUACAAGCGGCAGAAGCUGGAGGAAGAGGGGCCUGAGUCUGAGCAGAAGAAGAAGGGAUCCCACCACAUCAACCGGUGGCGCAUCGCCACGAAGCAGGCCAAUGGGGAGGACAUCGAUGUCACCUCCAAUGACUAGGGUGGGCAGCCACGGAUCCGUGAGGGCGGAGCAUCUGCUCGCUGCCGGCCAGGCCCCCGGGUGGGCCCAGCUGGACUCUGGCCGCUCCCCUGCCAGGCUUCGGGGAGGCCUCGAGUCAUGGCCCCACAGGGCUUGGAGCCUGGGGCCACCACGGCCAGAGGGACAAGAAAUGGGCUGGCUGAGGCCUGGGACUGCACAACCUUCUCCUCAGAGAGCCUGCCUGCCUGGGUGGGCCGCCAGCCACUGCAGCCUCCCAGCCAUUCUCCAUUUCUCUUAUCUCCUGUUUGUUUUAAUGCGUUUCUGUUUUAAUUUAUUUUCCAGGCACCCGCUGUAGUUCUUAGUGAUCCCCUUGUACCUCCCUUCCCUAUGGGAAUAAUAAAAGUCUCUCUCUUAAUGACAUGGG